This is a messenger RNA of Quercus lobata, 5795 nucleotides long. RefSeq names its product disease resistance-like protein DSC1. The record is from RefSeq and is a predicted model, not a curated record. The coding region runs from base 300 to 3479 and encodes 1059 amino acids. The transcript has 18 exons. Gene Ontology annotation, molecular function: ADP binding. Lineage: Eukaryota; Viridiplantae; Streptophyta; Magnoliopsida; Fagales; Fagaceae. Gene Ontology annotation, biological process: defense response; signal transduction.
UUGAUCCUUGAUCGGUGCGAAUGUAUGUGUGAGGAAACACAAUGAUUUAGUCAAUUCCGCGUUGUCAAUAAAGUAAUUUUAAUCAUUGUUUUCUCACUCACUUUUUGACAAAUGAAGGAGCCCCUGUUCAAAAGUUUGCACCACGGAAUCUUCGCGGAAGUGGGACUUCCCUACUUUCAAGGCCUUCAUUUCCAUUCAAAUAUCGCUCUGUCAAAAAACUUGAAGCUUUACUCCUCAUCUCUUAUAAUUCUCAUUUCAUCAAAUCUUUCUUCUUCUCAAUCUUCUGCUGGUAGAUUCUAAUGGAUUUCCCGAUCAAUCAAGGAUUCUCUUUUUCUUCUUCCACUCGCCAGUGUAACUACGAUGUUUUUUUGAGCUUCAGAGGUGAGGAUACCCGCAAUGGUUUUACUGACCAUUUAUAUCAUGGUUUGUGUGACAAAAGUAUUAAUACCUUCAUUGAUAAUGAUCUGCAAAGAGGAGAAACAAUUUCAGAGGAACUUCGCAGAGCUAUUAGAUCGUCAAGGAUUUCAAUAAUUAUAUUCUCUCAAAAUUACGCAUUUUCGACUUGGUGUUUGGAAGAACUUGUCGAGAUUCUUAACUGCAGGCUAAAUGGACAACGGGUUGUACCUGUUUUUUACAAAGUAGAUCCAUCUGAAGUACGUAAGCAAGAAAAAUGUGCUUUUAAAGAAGCAUUGGCCGAACAAGAAAACAAAUUCAAGAAUAACAAAGAGAAGGUGCAGAGGUGGAGGACAGCUCUAAAAGAAGCGGCUGAUUUAUCUGGAUGGCAUUAUAAGGAUGGCAGCUCUGAAUUCAAAUUCAUCCAACAAAUUAUUGAAGAAAUAUUGUAUACCAAAUUAAAUGGCAUACAGUUAUUUGUUGCUAAAUAUCCAGUUGGAGUAAAUUCUCGUGCCAAGGAGAUAGAAUCACUUUUAAAUAUUAAGGUAGACGGAUUUCGAAUGGUAGGGAUUCAUGGUCUUGGGGGAAUAGGUAAGACAACUAUUGCAAAAGCUGUUUAUAACAGAAUUUUUAAGCAUUUUGACGGAAGUUGCUUUCUAGAAAAUGUUAGAGAAAGUUCUGAAACAAAUAAUGACAUGAUCCAACUACAAGAGAAAGUCCUUUUUAAUAUCUUAAGGGGCAAAGAUUUGAAAGUGUUGAGUGUAGCCCAUGGAACCAAUAUGAUAGUGGAAAUGCUUCUUCGUAAAAGAAUUCUUGUUAUUCUUGAUGACGUGGAUAAGACAAAACAAAUAGAAAAUUUGUUUGGAAAUUAUGAUUGGUUUGCUUCAGGAAGUAGAGUCCUUAUAACAACAAGAGACAGACACUUGCUCGAUAAUCUUGGAAAAGUUUGUACAACUUACAAGAUGACGGAAUUGGACAACUGUGAAGCUCUUGAACUUUUUAAUCAACAUGCAUUCCAAGGAAAUGAACUUGAGGAAGAUUAUUCUAUACUUGCAAACCAAGUCAUACAAUAUGCCAAUGGCCUACCAUUAGCUCUAACAAUAAUAGGUUCUGAUUUGUGUGGAAAACCAAGAUCUCAAUGGGAAAGUGCAGUACAGCAAUAUGGAAAAAUUCCUAAAGAAGAUAUUCAUAAUAUACUUGAAGUAAGUUAUGCUGGAUUGGAAGCUACGGAAAAGGAUAUUUUUCUUGAUAUUGCAUGUUUCUUCAAGGGAAGGAACAAGUAUGAUGUUGUAAAUAUAUUACAUGCUUGUGAUUUAUAUCCAGGAAAUGGUAUUCCAAACCUUGUUAAUAAAUGUCUCGUAACCAUUGGUCAUGAUGGCAUAUUGGGGAUGCAUGACUUGGUACAACAAAUGGGUAGGGAAAUUGUUCGGCAAGAAUCACCAAAAAUCCUCGAAACACGUAGCAGGUUAUGGUAUUAUGAUGAUGCAUGUGAAGUACUAACUGGAAGUAAGGGGUCAGACAAAAUUCGAGGUAUAAUGUGGCAUUCGCCUAAUCGAAUAACAGUGAAAUUACAUGAUGAAGCUUUCAAAAAGAUGGAAAAUCUCAAAUUUCUUAUGGUUCGUAAUGUAAUUAUUUCUGAAGAACUUAUAUAUCUUCCCAAUGGGUUAAAGUUACUUGAAUGGCACGAAUAUCCUUUUCCUUUGCCAUCCAAUUAUCGUCCUCAACAACUUGUUGUACUCGAAAUGCCGCGUAGUUGCAGUAGAUUGGGCAAGCUAUUCAUGAAGGGGGGCCAGUACAAUAAUUUGAAAAGUAUCAAUUUGGAAAGGUGUAUAUCCAUUAGAAAAUUACCUGACUUGUGCACCCCAAACUUAGAGAGAUUGAACAUUAAUGGUUGUGAAAAUUUAAUUGAGGUUUAUGAGGCCAUUGGAUCUCUUGAUAAGCUCAAAAGUUGGAGUCUCAAAAAAUGCAAAAAACUUCAAAUUCUUCCUAGCUGCUUUAGGUUGAAAUCUCUUGAAGAUAUUAAUCUAGAUGGCUGUGUAAGUCUUGAAAAAUUACCUGACUUGGGUGCCCCAAACUUAGAGAAUUUGAACAUGGAUAAUUGUGAAAAUUUAAUUGAGGUUCAUGAGGCCAUUGGAUCUCUUGAUAAGCUCAAAAGGUGGGAUCUCAGCAAUUGCAAAAAACUUCAAAUUCUUCCUAGCAGCUUUAGGUUGAAAUCUCUUAAAGAUAUUUAUCUAAAUGGCUGCGUAAGUCUUGAAAAGUUACCUGACUUGGGUGCUCCAAACUUAGAGUAUUUGAACAUUAAUAAUUGUGAAAAUUUAAUUGAGGUUCAUGAGGCCAUUGGAUCUCUUGAUAAGCUCAAAUUAUGGGAUCUCAUGAAAUGCAAAAAACUUCAAAUUCUUCCUAGCAGCUUUAGGUUGAAUUCUCUUGAAGAAAUUGAUCUAGAUGGCUGCGUAAGUCUUGAAAAAUUACCUGACUUGGGUGCUCCAAACUUAAAGAUUUUGCUCAUGGAAAAUUGUGAAAAUUUAAUUGAGGUUCAUGAGGCCAUUGGAUCUCUUGAUAAGCUCAAAAGGUGGGAUCUCAGCAAUUGCAAAAAACUUCAAAUUCUUCCUAGCAGCUUUAGGUUGAAAUCUGUUAAAGAUAUUUGUCUAAAUGGCUGCGUAAGUCUUGAAAAAUUACCUGACUUGAGUGCUCCAAACUUAAAGAUUUUGCACAUGAAAAAUUGUGAAAAUUUAAUUGAGGUUCAUGAGGCCAUUGGAUCUCUUGAUAAGCUUAGGGAGUGGUGUCUCAGGGAUUGCAAAAAACUUCAAAUUCUUCCUAGCAACUUUAGGUUGAAAUCUCUUGAAGAUAUUGAUCUAGAUGGCUGCGUAAGUCUUGAAAAAUUACCUGACUUGGGUGCCCCAAACUUAAAGAGAUUGAGCAUAGAUAAUUGUGAAAAUUUAAUUGAGGUUCAUGAGGCCUUUGGAUCUCUUGAUAACCUUAGUGUGUGGUGUCUCACGGAUUGCAAAAAACUCCAAAUUCUUCCCAGCACCCUUAGGUUGAAAUGUUUAGAAUUUAUUAGACUAAGCGACUGCGCAGAUAUGAUAUAAAGCUAUAUUGCUACAGUACAUAUCUAUAUAUCAGACUGCAUGUCGUUGGAUCUACCAUCAUCAUUCAGACUAUUUAAUCAGGUUUGAAGUGUCUGCAGGAAUUAAAAGCCUCUGAGAUAUGACCAUGGAAAUGUUAUUUUGUGGAUCCCCUACUUUAGUGAUCAAUGUUUUGGUGAAUAUUUUUGGAUGGGAGGAUGGUACCAGGUCGAUGGGUUAAAUUUCAACCUUUUCAUAGUAGUUCAGUGAUUCAGCUUUGAGAGCUAAGAUGAAAGGUAAAGAGUAGACUCCUCUGCUACAGCAUGAAUGUGGAGCACUCAUCAAAGGACUAGAUCCUAUGUCAAGGUCAUAAAGAGGUACUCUUUACAGUGAAAAAGGGAUGCGGCAAACACAUUGGAAGUAGACACUGCAUUUAAACCACUUGAUGAACUUUUCAGUAGUUUUCUUGGAAGUAUAGCACAUGACAUGAUCAUAAAUUGGAGGAGUUCCAGAAAUAUUAUGUGGAGGUAAUGCUGAAAUUCUUUAAUUUGGAGCUGCAUUAUGGGGAAUUUAUCUUGUAGCAACUAAAGUGAUGAUUGGUGGUACCUAGUGAUUUAAAGGGUAUUUGGAGCAAAGAUGUUUGGAUCCCUUGUAGUAUGAGGUUUUAACUACUGUUUUUGAUUACACAAGAGCAACCCUUAAAUAAUUGAUGACAUAUUUGCAUCACUUGCAUUGAAGAUUCAUGAUGGUGAAAAUGGCCAUUAUGUGUGGGAUGUUUUUUCGGUAUUAGUUAUUGGUUUGAAGUGUCCGCUGGAAUUCAAAACCUCUAAGAUUCAGAUUCUAGAGCUAAGAUGGGAAGUAAAGAGUAGACUCCUCUAAUAUGGCAUGUACUCUUUUUUAUUUUUUAUUUGCUAUCACUUAUGAUUUAGAGAUUUAAAUAGUUUUUAUACAAAUUAAUUGUUUCAAAUCUUUAUUUGGGUCUUUUUGUAAAGGAAUGUGGAGCAAUCAUUAAAGGACUAGAUCCUAUGUCAAGGUCAUCAAGUGGUACUCUCUACAGAUAAAGAGCUAGGUUCUGAAAGCUGAAAAUUUGAAAUGGGUUGCCGAAGGAAGGUAUUUGGAGUUGAGAAGAAUUGGGACUAUGGAGUCUGUUCAUAAGACUACUCAGGGAUGCAGCAAACACAUGGGAAGUGGACACUGAAUUUAAACCACCUGAUGUACUUUUCUGCAGUUUUCUUGGAUGUAUAGCACAUGAUCAUAUAUUGGAGGGAUACAGCAAACACAUGGGAAGUGGACACUGCAUUUAAACCAUCUGGUGUACUUUUCAGCAGUUUUCUUGGAAGUAUAGCACCUGACAUGAUCAUAUAUUGGAGAUUAUUUAUUACGAGGCUCUGGAAAAGCUUGAACAAGUCUAGCUGCCAAGGAACAACAAUAGUUUUGAGAUGGAUGUGAAAAUUAGUCCAAAGAUUAACAAAGAAAUAUUUUGUGAUUAGGUAAUGCUGAAAGUCUUUAAUUUGGAGCUGCAUUAUGGGGAAUUUAUCUUGUUGCAACAAAAGUGAUGAUUGGUGGUACCUAGUGAUUUUAUGGGUAUUUGGAGCAAAAGAAGUUUGGAUCACUCGUAUAUAUGAGUUUUUGGGCAAGAAGACAUGGAUGGAAAAUAGCCAUACAAUUAAACACAAGUGGGAUUGCUGGCAAUGGUGAGCAAAAGAGCCUCAAUGGCAACAACCUUGAUUUUGGUUGCACUUGAUUGGGUUGAAUUGAAGCAUUGUUCUGAUGCAAAUUGUUGUUUACAAUAAUAUGUUCCUGAAUUGAUCCUACUACAACAGCUAAGGGCUGCAGAUCAGAGCCACCUAUAGUCUGAAGCAUCAAAAUGGUUCGUCUCCUUUUUGGAUAAAUAAUAAUAUAAACUUCAGCUCAACAUAAAUCUGAAUUCUUGUAGCCUUUGAAAUGCAAGCAGCUCUUCAAGUAUCCAAGACAGAAGAAGAUGAAAAGAAAACAUUCCAGAUUCAAGAAGAUGAAAAGAAAACAUUCCAGAUUAUGAAUCAUAAUCGUAUUCCUCAGCACCCUCUUCAGCAAUAGGCUCAAGCCUUGGUGAAUUGGAAGGCUUCUUCAGAGGGUAAAUAAUGGGAGCAGGGGCUGCUACCUCAACCCAAUAAUUCAAGUUUAUGAUCUCCUUAGCCAUUGAAGGUUGAUAUAAAGAGAAACAAAUUCUGUAAAUAAUUCCUGUUGAUGAUGAUUUUUUUUUUUCCUUGUAUUUAAAGAAAAAUGAGAGAAAUGGGAUUUCCUUAGAAUCGUUCUAGGAGUUUUUGAGUAAUGCAGAUCACAAGAAAUUGACUGUGAUGA